AUGGAAGAGGCCCAGAAAGCCGGUAAUUCCCGAAGAUUAUUUCAGUUGAUCCGUAUUGUGGUUCACGAGAAAGAUCAGCCCCCGGCUACGAAAAACUGGUGCGUGCAAAGCAGCCACAUGAAGCGAUCAGAAGUCGUACGCAAGAUGAGAGUCCAGUUGCAUAACUCCACCGAGGAGAGCCAAACUCCAGCAGCAACAAGCAGAAGUCAGCACCCCCUGGUGGUCGGCCGGCUCGUUGAACUCCGCUGCAAGGACUUUCCUCGUGCAGGACCAGUCCAUCUUCGGAGGGCCCCUUAUGGCCUCAUCCAAGGCCGCCUUUGCUCGGCCCUUGAGGAGGGUCUUCAGCGCCGCCAGCUUACCCCGGUAUCAAGUCCAGCAUCCUACGUUGAUAUCCGCUUGUGGUCAAAUGCAUGA
Opisthorchis viverrini is the source of this 414-nucleotide messenger RNA. RefSeq lists its product as hypothetical. Lineage: Eukaryota; Metazoa; Platyhelminthes; Trematoda; Opisthorchiida; Opisthorchiidae. The transcript is spliced from 4 exons. The record is from RefSeq and is a predicted model, not a curated record. Bases 1 to 414 code for a protein of 137 amino acids.